AUGUCCCUAGAAGACAAAUUUGAUAGGUUGAAUAUAUCUAAUGAACCUCGCACGGAACAUGCCAAUAAUAAGAUCUUAGACAAGUAUGAACACAAAUUUAAGACAGAUGAGAUGUCUUUCACCAGAAGUAAAACUAAUAAGGACAAGGCCAACAGAGCUACGGUUGAGAAUGUUUUGGACCCCAGAACGAUGAGGUUUUUAAAGGCGUUGACUAGUAGAGGUGUUAUCUCGGAUUUUAAUGGGUGCUUAAGUACUGGUAAAGAGGCUAAUGUAUAUCAUGCAUUUGCGGGGGACUCUAAACUACAUGCCGAUGUUGUUCUUGAAGCUAAGGAGGAAGAGGAUGAAGAUGAAGAUGAAAAUGAAGAAGAUGAAGACGACCUACCUAUUGACCAUAACUUGAAGGAAAAAUUGGAAACUGAACUUCGACCAGAAAUGUUAACCAAAGUUUCUCAAGAUAAGAAAGAAUACGCAGUAAAAAUUUUCAAAACCUCUAUUCUUGUGUUUAAAGACCGUGAGCGUUAUGUGGAUGGUGAAUUCCGUUUUAGAAAUUCCAGAUCUCAGCACAAUCCUAGAAAGAUGAUUAAGAUCUGGGCAGAAAAGGAAUUUCGUAACUUAAGAAGAAUAUAUCAAAGUGGUGUUAUCCCUGUUCCCAAACCCAUUGAAGUGAAAAACAAUGUUCUUGUCAUGGAGUUUCUGGGCCGUGGAGAUGGGUUUGCGUCUCCUCGUUUAAAGGAUCAUCCUUACAAAGACAGAGAGGAAAUUUUUCAUUACUACCAUACGAUAGUUGCCUAUAUGAGAUUGAUGUAUCAAAUUUGCCGUUUGGUGCAUGCGGAUCUUUCAGAAUAUAACAUAUUGAUCCAUAAAGAUAAGAUGUAUAUUAUUGAUGUCUCUCAAAGUGUGGAACCAGAGCAUCCAAUGAGUUUGGAUUUCUUAAGAAUGGAUAUUAAGAAUAUUAAUUUCUAUUUUGAGAAAAUGGGUAUCGAUAUUUUCCCUGAGAGAGUUAUCUUCCAGUUUAUCAUUUCUGACACCUUGGAGAAUUUUAAUGGUGAUUAUCGUGACUAUAAUGAUUUGAGAGACUAUGUGGCUCAAAAUUUGCCCAUAAAGAAGUCUGAGCAGGAUGAGGCAGAAGAUGAAAUCUUUAGAUCAUUAUACUUGGUUAGAAAUUUGGAAGGUCUAGAAGAAAGAGAUUUUGAUAGAUAUACCGAUGGUAAGUUUGAUUUGUUAAAGAGUCUAAUUGCCCAUGAUAAUGAAAAGAACUUCUCUGCUGCCGAACAAUUUGAUUUGAAGGCACAAGACGCGACUACGGAUGAAGAAGAUGAGAUAUCUGAAGAAGAUUUUGAUGGCGAGGAUGAUGACGAUGAAGGGUACGAAUCAGAGGAGAAGGUUCUCAAGGGGAAGAGGUAUGAAGAUAAAGAUGCCAAAAAGCUAAGGAAACAGGAGGCCAAGGAUGCCAAGCGAGAGAAGAGGAAGACAAAAGUCAAGAAGCAUAUAAAAAAGAAGUUGGUGAAGAAGACCAAAUCUAAAAAAUAG
This is a messenger RNA of Naumovozyma castellii, 1530 nucleotides long. RefSeq names its product protein kinase RIO1 (gene RIO1). The coding region runs from base 1 to 1530 and encodes 509 amino acids. The record is from RefSeq and is a predicted model, not a curated record. The transcript has a single exon. Lineage: Eukaryota; Fungi; Ascomycota; Saccharomycetes; Saccharomycetales; Saccharomycetaceae.